This is a messenger RNA of Odontomachus brunneus, 2070 nucleotides long. RefSeq names its product gamma-aminobutyric acid receptor alpha-like. Gene Ontology annotation, cellular component: membrane; neuron projection; synapse. NCBI's taxonomy places the organism in Eukaryota, Metazoa, Arthropoda, Insecta, Hymenoptera, Formicidae. Gene Ontology annotation, molecular function: GABA-A receptor activity; extracellular ligand-gated monoatomic ion channel activity; neurotransmitter receptor activity. Bases 8 to 1729 code for a protein of 573 amino acids. Gene Ontology annotation, biological process: regulation of membrane potential; chemical synaptic transmission; signal transduction. The record is from RefSeq and is a predicted model, not a curated record. The transcript has 11 exons.
CGCCGCAAUGGCUCGUCGCCACUCGUGGCGAGUGUCAAACUCAACGGCGCCAACAACGAGUUACGUGCGUGCCAUUGAAAUUUCGCCAGGGUGGAUCGAAGCCAAGAAGAUGGUGACACCGCGAAAACUGUCGCUCUUCGUCGUUCUCGUGCCGCUCACCAUGUGCAAGUACCGUUACCACGCGCUAGAAAUCAGAGCGACGACAGACUUUGCGCCGUCCAAAUCGCCGUUAGCGUCCACGUUGACGAUCGGCAGAAUGCCCAGGGCUACCGUGAACGACAUUGUCUCGAGAAACAUCACCAUGGUCCUCGAGAAUCUGCUGAUGAAUUACGAAAACAGCCAACUACCCACGCACGGUAAAGGCGUACCCACGGUGGUGAAAACCAAUAUUUUAAUUAGAAGUAUGGGCCCGGUAUCUGAGCUCGAUAUGGAUUACUCGAUGGACUGUUACUUCCGACAAUCGUGGCGCGACUCGCGCUUGAGCUUCCUGGGCCCGAUCAAGUCGCUCAGUCUCAGCAUCAAAAUGCUCGAGAGGAUCUGGCGUCCCGAUACUUACUUCUACAACGGCAAGCACAGUUACGUGCACACGAUCACCGUGCCGAACAAAUUGUUAAGGAUCUCUCAGGACGGCGAUAUACUGUAUUCCAUGAGACUCACCAUCAAGGCCAAGUGUCCCAUGGAACUGAGGAACUUCCCCAUGGAUCGACAAUCUUGCCCGUUGAUAAUGGGGAGCUAUGCGUACACAUCGGGACAAUUGGUUUAUGAAUGGCAAGAAGGCUCGUCAGUAAACUUCGUGUCCGGGAUGGCGUUGUCGCAGUUUGACUUGAUGGGCUCGCCGUACAGAAAUCUCACCUUCGUGCGCCGCGAAGGCGAGUUCUCGGUGCUGCAGGUGUCAUUUAAUCUGCAACGGCACACCGGCUACUUCCUCAUACAAGUUUACGUGCCGUGUGUCCUCAUAGUAGUGCUGAGUUGGGUAUCCUUUUGGAUUCAUCGUGAGGCGACGAGCGACCGUGUGGGUCUGGGUAUCACCACCGUCUUGACGCUUUCGACGAUAAGCCUCGAUUCCAGAACGGAUUUGCCGAAAGUCAGAUACGCCACCGCCCUGGAUUGGUUCCUCCUCAUGAGCUUCGGCUACUGUAUCGCCACCCUACUGGAGUUCGCCGGUGUCCACUAUUUCACGAAGGUCGGCAGCGGCGAGAUUCCGUUGGAAGACGAGGAGUGGGAAGAAUGGGAAGGUAUCGGCAGUGAAGAAUUUGAGGAUACGUUACGCACGAUGAUCUCUUGUAGUCCACAGGCCGUCCACCCGGAGAUCUUAGACACGAGCGCUAGAAGACGCGGCUCUCUCAUGUGCGCGAUGUACAGCGAUGGAGUCACAUAUGAACGUGAUUCCUGCCGCUCCAUAACGGUCGCUGUUUCUUCAAAACCGUCGACGAUGGAACGGCAAACGCAGACCGAGCUUAUUUUGCCGUUGUGGAGACAAUUUCUAUAUUGCUUAGCGGGUGAUGAUGCGUUCAGACGACGUCGACAACGCGAAGCAGCUAGUAGUUAUCGAAAAUAUGGCGAUCGCCUGUCAAGACACAUAAACAGUGUAUCUUACAUCGAUAGGGUAGCACGCAUAGUUUUCCCUGCGUCUUUCGGCCUCCUCAACGUCUGCUACUGGGUGAUCUAUGUCACAUACCAAGAAGAAUUUAAGUGGCAGGACCCGCCGUUCGGAUCAAUUUCUCAUUAACAAAUUUUCCAUUGUGAUAAUAAAGUGGAUUAUGUAAUAUGAAUAACAGGAGAAAUUAAGAAGCACAUCGGUGUAUUAAUUGUUUAUUUCAAAUCGAUUUAUGUAAAAUUUUGUUCGGAAUUGAUUCUUUUUAUUUAUUUAUCUUUUUUUUACUGCGACAGCAUACAUUAGUCAGUUCUGUUCUGAAAUUUUUUUCUUUUGCGCGGUGGCACCCGUUAAGUUAUUAAAAAUAAAAGUAUAAAUAAGAAAGAAAUUUAAGUUCUUUCUUAUUUCUGCGAAAUCAAAUUCUUUUAUGGCAGCAAAUCAAAGUGUCAACGAGUUCGAUUAGUUUAAGUUUCUAA